This is a messenger RNA of Cryptococcus wingfieldii CBS 7118, 603 nucleotides long. Its product is annotated as ubiquitin-conjugating enzyme E2 G1. The record is from RefSeq and is a predicted model, not a curated record. Lineage: Eukaryota; Fungi; Basidiomycota; Tremellomycetes; Tremellales; Cryptococcaceae. Gene Ontology annotation, molecular function: ubiquitin conjugating enzyme activity. Bases 1 to 603 code for a protein of 200 amino acids. Gene Ontology annotation, biological process: proteasome-mediated ubiquitin-dependent protein catabolic process; protein polyubiquitination. The transcript has 9 exons.
AUGCCUAAUAACGAAGCGUUGCACAACUUUUACCAGGGCUUGCUGGCGAACAGGGGCACCCAUAUUGCGCGAGCAGUUAGUUCGUCGGUAUGUCGGGUCUUGCACGAAGAUAAGAAGGCUAUCAGGAGGAUAGAUAUGCAAAAGCAUCCGGUGGACGGAUUCUCCGCCGGUCUUGUUGACGACGAUAAUAUCCUCGCGUGGGGCAUUGUGAUCAUGGCCCCCGCCGACACUCUUUGGGACGGCGCAAUCUUGAAGGCUCGACUCAUCUUCCCUCCUGAAUAUCCACUCCUCCCGCCCCAAAUGAUCUUUGACUCGGAAAUGUGGCACCCAAAUGAGAAGAAGGGCGAAGAGUUUGUGUCCAUCCUGCACGCGCCUGGAGAGGAUGAGUGGGGAUAUGAGCAUGCGUCUGAGAGGUGGCUGCCCGUGCAUACCAUCGAGUCUGUUCUCAUCUCUGUCAUCUCCCUCCUGGGCAUUGACGUUCCCGACUUGAACUCUCCUGCCAACGUUGAUGCCGCCAAGGAAGUACGGGAAGAUUAUUCUGCGUACAAGAAGAGAGUCAAGCGACUGGCGAGGCGAUCCGCCGAAGUGGCUUACGACGACUGA